Messenger RNA from Lachancea lanzarotensis, 1809 nucleotides. It is a transcript of the gene DAS1, whose product is annotated as LALA0S11e04742g1_1. The coding region runs from base 1 to 1809 and encodes 602 amino acids. NCBI's taxonomy places the organism in Eukaryota, Fungi, Ascomycota, Saccharomycetes, Saccharomycetales, Saccharomycetaceae. The transcript has a single exon. The record is from RefSeq and is a predicted model, not a curated record. Gene Ontology annotation, molecular function: protein binding.
AUGGACUUUCGUGCUGAAAUUCCACCGUUGGACCUUUUGUCAGAGAUAUUGUCUUUCUUGCCACAAGGAGAUCGGCUACAAUGCACUCUAGUCAAUCGCCAAUUCAACAGCAUCGCCACAAAACUUUUGUAUCGACGAAUAUACCUUAAUGACUCUAAUGUAGUCAAAAGCGAUGUGAUGAACUUAGCGGUGAAUUGGACGGUACUGUACGUGCCGAAUAGGCUGCCUGAGCCUAUCGCGCGGAAAGUGGCAGAUCGGAAACUACGCAGUUUGAUACGAACGCUACAAUCUAACGAACAUGCCGUGCAGGCUGUUGAAUGGGUCAGAAUCAACUGGGAUCUAAACCCAAAAUGGCAAAAGCAGUUUCUUUUCGUGAUCUGUAACAAAAGUGAGUCUCUGCAACGACUGGAAAACGUAACAGAUCCCGCCUGCAACGACAUUAUUGCGCAUGGUAAAGUUUCUAGCGAAAAACUCACAAGCUUCGACAUGGCUCCACCCAACCCUAACGCAGGUUCCGAAGUAGACCCUUCAUACAUUCCAAAUUUGAAAACCUAUCUUUCGCAAAGGAUCUCUUCACGAAUAACAUACAUGAAUCUUUUCAUAUGUCCCAUUCUACUCUUCUCGUGCUUAUACCCUCUAAGAGACAAACUUCAAAUCGUGGAUCUCAAACUGCAUUGGCGAGUGGAGUUCUAUCAAAAAAUGUAUUUCAAAAAGAAAAUAUCCGAACGCCCCAUUGAGAAGCUCUCUGAUGUCUUCGACGCAAGAAGUCUACAAGUCCUCACAGUAGUUUCUUGGCAUGAAUGCCUCCUACCCAAGGAAUUGGAAAUGCUCCAUCAAUUCCAAGAUUUUACAAACUUAGAGGAUCUAUCUCUGAUUUCCAUCGAACAAGAAACCAAACCUCUGAUAGGCCUGUUCUGUAAACUUAUUAAAUUGAGAAGACUAAAAGUGGACUUUAUUGAGCAACUAUCUUCGCAGUCCACGAAGCCAGAGGUAUUCCUUGCUAUUUUACAUUGCUGUCGAGAAUUAGAAUUUCUUGACAUGAGAUUUGAGGGCCUCGAUGCCCCCAUUGUCGAUGUGGAGAGAGGCGAUUUCAGGCUAACGCAAAAAUGCCAUUGUAGCGCUUGCAUGCAUGUGUUCGACUCCACAUUGCGUCAGAAGCUGUUUGUGUUUCCCGAAGAUUAUGUUUUAACAGAUUUUAGAGACGUGAUGACAAAAGAUAUUUUCCGGAUGAUACGAUUUCACUGCUUGCUCCCGUAUUCCAAAGCCUGUGACUACUACCCAAGCGUGAGAACGUGCCCGAUGGAUAUCGAUAAGUUCGUUUCACUGAUGAAUAAUGACCUGAAGCUUUACAGAGCGAGCCGAUCUCAGCUUGUCAGAGAUCCCGUCACUUCUGAUGAAAGUGACUCUUCAAACGAGACAGGCCAACGAGACAGGCAAACAGACGCAAGCUAUCCAGAACAUCUCCUAGAAAGCGAUGAAGACAACAUGUUCACUGACCUCGUUCUUCCGCACAGACCGCUCACGCGACAAGACGUAAUAGCCUGUUAUCACGCGCUCAUUCACCACCAUAGGAGAACUUAUAUCGCGUUACUGACGCAAUUUCCUAAAUUGAGGUUCUUGGUACUGAAUGAUAUCGCAACUGUGGUUGUAAACGAACAUGAAGAACGCGUACUGCAGCCAGUCUUCUACAAUGAAGGGUUCAAAUCGAAUCUUGGUGGAUGGACUCAGAAAGGAAAGCGGCGCAAGGACUCUAAAGUCUUUGUGGAGAAAUCAGUCUCUUUGGAUGGCAUUGAGUACAAAACAAACUGA